CCACAGGACAGGUCAAUUCGACCCUUGCCCAACCAUUCGACCCAAUCUCGGUCGCUCCUCCGUCGGCUAAGAGGCUCCCAUAGCUCCAUCCCGACCGAAAAGCUCCAAUAUCGUGAUUGCAAUCGCAUCCUAGUCGCAGUCGCAAUGGCUGAAGCAGGCCUCUUCACCGACGACCUCGUGUCCCCCACCGUCGCCGCUGCUCUCCCCGAGGGCUAUAUCGUGCGUGCCCUUCGCCAAUCCGACUACAACACCGGUUUCCUCGACUGCCUGCGUGUUUUGACCACUGUUGGUGAGAUUAGCGAGGCUCAAUUCGCAGAACGCUACCACUGGCUUUCCAGAAGUGACGGAUACUUUGUCCUCGUCGUUGAGGACACAAGUACCAAGACCAUAGUCGGAACCGGUGCCUUGAUAGUCGAGCGCAAAUUUAUUCACAACCUUGGUCUCGUCGGCCACAUCGAAGACAUUGCCGUCGCAAAGGACCAGCAGGGCAAGAAGCUCGGCUUGCGCAUCAUUCAGGCCCUAGACUUCAUCGCCGCCAAGGUCGGCUGUUACAAGAGCAUUCUUGACUGUAGCGAAGCCAACGAGGGCUUCUACGUCAAGUGCGGCUUCAGGAGAGCCGGCCUCGAGAUGGCCCACUACUAUGAGGGAGACAAGAGUAAGGCCCAGUAG
Molecule: messenger RNA, 669 nt
Organism: Colletotrichum orchidophilum
Lineage: Eukaryota; Fungi; Ascomycota; Sordariomycetes; Glomerellales; Glomerellaceae
Product: acetyltransferase
Exons: 2
Biological process (GO): UDP-N-acetylglucosamine biosynthetic process
Cellular component (GO): endoplasmic reticulum-Golgi intermediate compartment; endoplasmic reticulum; Golgi apparatus
Molecular function (GO): glucosamine 6-phosphate N-acetyltransferase activity; monosaccharide binding
Source: RefSeq, a predicted model, not a curated record